GUGGACACAGGAGUUCAUGAGCACAGUGCACUGAGGAGACACACACACACACACACACUCCUGUGCCUUUGUUGUUGUGUGUUUUAAGCUGUGUGUAGUGGUGUUGCCUCCCCAGAGUACUGAACUACACUGAGUGUAGAAGAGAUGUUCUUGUCCGUGUGUGUGUUGUGCCUGCUGGCGCUGUCCCCAGCUCUAGGGGCCCCUGCUAAGGGCCCGUGCGCAAGGCCCCGAAACAAACUCCUGUUCAUCUCAUUUGACGGGUUUCGCUGGGAUUACGACCGAGACGUGGACACCCCAAAUCUGGACCGCAUGGCGGAGGACGGCGUGAAGGCAGCCUAUGUGACGCCCCCGUACCUCACCGUCACCAGCCCCACACACUUCACUCUGCUCACAGGGCGUUAUAUUGAGAACCACGGUGUGAUCCAUAACAUGUGGUUUAACGUCAGCACCCAGGAGAAGAAGCAGUACUACCAGACUCAGUUUGUGGACGAUUACUGGGACAACGGCAGCCUGCCCAUCUGGAUCACAGCACAGAGACAGGGCCUGAAGGCGGGGUCUCUGCACUUCCCGGGGACGGCGGCCACAUACCAGGAGGAGGUGGUGCAGGUGAGACAGGUGGAGCCGUUCCUCUACGACCACAACAACGAGACGGACUGGCGCCUCAACGUGGACCGGGUGAUGGGCGACUGGUUCGGGCGCCAAGACCUGGACCUGGUGACGCUGUACUUCGGCGAGCCCGACGGGACGGGCCACAAGUACGGGCCGGAGACGCCCGAGCGCCGCGCCGCCGUCAGGCAGGUGGACCGCACCGUGGGCUACAUCCGGCACGCGGCCCGGUCGCACGGGCUCGCCGACCGCCUCAACGUCAUCAUCACGGCCGACCACGGCAUGACCACGGUCCGGCGCGGCGCCGGCGUCAACGAGAUAGUCCUGGCCGACAUCCCCGGGUUCUCCUUCCGCGACGUCAAGUUCCACCUGGUGGACUACGGGCCCUCGGGGAUGCUGCUGCCCAGAGACGGCCUCCUGGAGAAGGUGUACCGCGCGCUGAAGGGGGGCCACCCCAACCUCCACGUCUACAAGAAGGAGGACAUGCCGGCGCGCCUGCACUUCUCCAAACACCCGCGCAUCCUCCCCAUCAUCCUCUGGGCUGACCCGGGAUACGUCAUUAAUGGGUUCCUCCCUCUGCAGUUCAACAAGGGGGAGCACGGCUUUGACAACGAGCUGAUGGAGAUGAAGCCUUUCUUCCGAGCGGCGGGGCCUGACUUCCUGCGGGGGCUGCUGGUGGGGGGGUUCGAGACGGUCAACAUCUACCCCCUCAUGUGUCACUUGCUGGGCAUCACUCCGGAGAUCAACGACGGCUCGCUGGACGUCACGCGCCACAUGCUAGUACACAGCGAUAGCGUGUGUGAGACUACAGCAGGAGAGUCACUCGGGUGGAGGGUCAUGGUUGGCCUCUCUGCUGUUGCUGGGUUCCUGGUCUUGACCUUUGUCGUCAUGACAACUUGGAGCAAGUGCAGGAGGGACAGAGAGAGUUCCAGUUUGGAUCAACCCACAGAGGACCAGGAGAAGCAGACCUCCCUCUGAGGUGCUGGUCCUGAGCCUGCAGACGCCCCACCCGGUCUAGAGGCCCAGGUCCUGAGCCUGCAGUCCAGGACUGAUCCAAUGGAGAUCCCCCGCUAUGCUGUAUAUAUAUAUUUGUAGAAUAGCUCCUGCACGUUGAGCUUCUGUCAUAAGAAGGACAGAAACUGAAAGAGGUUUUGAAUGUCUUACUAUUUGAUUGUGUUUACAUGAUACAGUAAUUAUCAACAGUAAUGAUUGCACUGUUAUACUCUUCUGUUGGAUGUCAGUGUAGUGAAACGGGUGAAUCUUAAGCUUGACUCCUGAUCAUCAGUGUACUCUUUCAAGUAGUGAAACGGGUGAAUCUUCAACUUGACUCCUGAUCAGCCCCUGAUAUCUAAGCUGUAGAAUUCAGCCAACAGAUCAAUAAACUGUGCAUUUUUAGAAAUUAUUAUAAAAAAUCAAAACAGGAACUCUUUAAUAAUGAAUUUAUAGAGUUGUAAAUAUCUGAGCCAAAGUUAAAAUCCUGACAUAUACCGUUAUAUUUGAAGCCUUUUGUAUCAUAUUUGCUCUGUGUGUGUUUCCCAUGCAUACCGUCUAUUUGUGUUUUAUCAUUAAACUGAACAUGUCUGAUUUUAA
Molecule: messenger RNA, 2196 nt
Organism: Clupea harengus (Atlantic herring)
Lineage: Eukaryota; Metazoa; Chordata; Actinopteri; Clupeiformes; Clupeidae
Product: ectonucleotide pyrophosphatase/phosphodiesterase family member 7-like
Source: RefSeq, a predicted model, not a curated record